CAAUAUAUUUAGUCUCUCUAAACUCCAAACGGCCUCUUCUACUUCUUAACGGAAAUUACACCGCUUCUCUAGUAGUAUUUUCUUCUUCUGUUAUCUUUAGAGUAAAUUGUCAUCUAGUUUCUAAUUAAAGCUUUUCAUUUUUUGAUCUCCUUUAGCUAGGUCAAAAUUUACUAGUUUCAUGCACAGUACACAUACACCUUUUAUUAAAGCUUGUUAUAUAUCGUUUUUCUAGUGCUGUAUUUGGGAGAGGUAUUGAUAUUAAGAGAAGAAAAGCAGUUGAUUAUCAAGCUAAGGGUUGGGUUUCUAAACAGUACUAUAUUGGUUUAGAGACAUUUUGCUUUUUAGAAGAAGGUCCAAGAUCGAUCAUGUGUAGCAGAGGGCACUGGAGGCCUCAUGAAGAUGAGAAACUCAGAGAGUUAGUUGCUAAAUAUGGACCUCAUAAUUGGAACGCUAUUGCUGAACACUUGCAAGGCAGAUCAGGGAAGAGCUGUAGGUUGAGAUGGUACAAUCAAUUGGAUCCAAGAAUUAACAGAAGUCCUUUCACAGAAGAGGAAGAAGAACGACUUCUUGCCUCUCACAGAAUUCAUGGAAAUCGAUGGGCUAUGAUAGCAAGGCUAUUUCCAGGUCGUACUGAUAAUGCUGUGAAAAAUCACUGGCACGUUAUUAUGUCCAGAAGAUGCAGAGAAAGAUCUAAGAUUUAUUCCAAUAGAGCUGCCCAAAAAUCAACAAUCCAAUUAGUUCAAGAUAUUUCGCCGAAUAUUCGUCAGGAUGAAUAUAAUAUCCAAGAUAUCAGAAAAAGAGAUUCCAACAAUUUUAUUGAUCAUCAGCAAUUAUUAGAAAGAUAUAAUUGUUACCCUUUCACUCAUGGGAAUUCCUUUUAUCCAAAAGAGCUUCAUUUCAACCACCUUCCUCGGCAUUUCAAGAUGGAUCAAGACAAGAAUCAAGAAGUGGAAUGCUAUGAUUUUUUACGAGUGAAUAAUACAGGCUCAAACAAAAGUGAAGUGAUAGAUCAUAUUGCAAGAAGGGGUAAUGAUGAAGAAGUGGAACAAGAAAAUAGCAGCAAUAUUUCCUCACAAACCAAGGCUCCAGCGCGAUUUAUAGAUUUCCUGUCAGUUGGAGACUCAACGUAAUUUAUUCACUGAUCUUCUUAUAUAUGAGCAAAAACUUCACUGAAAAAUUUAGUGAGGAAGAUAUCUAUAUGCUGCAGAACUUAGGACCUGAUCUGACUGGACUCUUGUAAAAUUAUGAGCAUUUUGCAUGCAUAAAGUCUAUGGCAUGGAUAUUAUUAAUAUGUAUCUCUUAUAAUUAUGAGUCGACUUUGGAAAAAUAAGAUUUGGGGAGAGUUAAAAACUCUAACUGCAGCUAAUUAUUCUAGACC
Messenger RNA from Lycium barbarum (goji berry), 1378 nucleotides. RefSeq names its product transcription factor MYB54-like. Gene Ontology annotation, biological process: regulation of DNA-templated transcription. NCBI's taxonomy places the organism in Eukaryota, Viridiplantae, Streptophyta, Magnoliopsida, Solanales, Solanaceae. The record is from RefSeq and is a predicted model, not a curated record. Gene Ontology annotation, molecular function: RNA polymerase II cis-regulatory region sequence-specific DNA binding; DNA-binding transcription factor activity, RNA polymerase II-specific. The transcript is spliced from 3 exons. Gene Ontology annotation, cellular component: nucleus. Bases 366 to 1130 code for a protein of 254 amino acids.